Molecule: messenger RNA, 672 nt
Organism: Epithele typhae
Lineage: Eukaryota; Fungi; Basidiomycota; Agaricomycetes; Polyporales; Epitheliaceae
Exons: 7
Coding region: 1-672 (223 amino acids)
Source: RefSeq, a predicted model, not a curated record
AUGUCUGGCGACACAUCCCUGGAAGAGGAUGGGCAGAGAAGAAGGGCGUCAUGGUUUGAAACGAUAUUUGCACUGCGGCGGAACGCAGCGAUGUUCUUCCCUUCAGAACUACAGAGCAAGCCGAGAGGAAACCCAGACGAUGAUCCCAAUUUUAAUGUCAGUCGCACGCUCGCGCUGAGUAAACUUGAGAGGGAAUGGCGGCUCGACAAGGAACGGCUGCUCGACGAGGGUGGGGGUCUACGAGAUGAUGAGAGAGGCGUCACUGGCGCACCCCGCCUUGGUCGCCGUACCCUGCUCGGGCCCACGAUGACAUCUCAGACCUCCCCUCCGUACACUCGCAAGCCUGAGAGAGGCGAUGCUCCCCGGACCAGGAGCGGCCUGGAGCGACUCGCGCGCCGGAGUAGUUCGAGCAGGGGGAACGCCCCUCUUUCAGGCUCUCCGCUGAGCACUCCGUCCCCCGCCGUCCCGUCAUCUCCGUCCGCAAUCGCAGUCCUCCAGGGCGGGGCGGGGCGCCUCGGCGUCGGGUCUUCCGAUAAAGCGCAGGGGAUUAAGAUUUACUUAACGACAAAUACCACACUUGUAUUUAAACCGGCUUACCACGCUUCCCGCGCGUGGCCCAGCGUUUGGAGGACAAACGCGAAUUGCGCUCCAUCCCUCCACCGAAAAUCGUGA